AAUUCUUCAUCGAAAAAGUGCGCAGACAGCUCAAGGUGAUCCUGUGUUUCUCCCCUGUGGGCUCCGUGCUGCGGGUACGAGCCAGAAAAUUCCCAGCUGUGGUCAACUGCACGGCCAUCGACUGGUUCCAUGAGUGGCCGGAAGAUGCCCUGGUGUCCGUCAGUGCGCGCUUCCUGGAGGAGACCGAGGGAAUUCCACAGGAAGUCAAGGCCUCCAUCAGCUUCUUCAUGUCCUACGUGCACACCACAGUCAACGAGAUGUCCAGGGUGUACCUGGCUACUGAGAGGCGCUACAACUACACCACACCCAAAACCUUUCUGGAGCAGAUCAAACUCUACCAGAACCUGCUGGCCAAGAAGAGAAUGGAGCUUGUUGCCAAAAUCGAGAGGCUGGAGAACGGCCUGAUGAAGCUGCAGAGCACAGCUUCCCAGGUGGAUGACUUGAAAGCCAAGCUGGCGAUUCAGGAGGCUGAGCUCAAGCAGAAGAAUGAGAGUGCAGAUAAACUGAUCCAGGUGGUCGGCAUCGAGACCGAGAAGGUCAGCAAAGAGAAGGCCAUUGCUGACGAGGAGGAAGUCAAGGUUGAGGUCAUCAAUAAGAAUGUCACCGAGAAGCAAAAGGCGUGUGAAACGGACCUGGCCAAAGCAGAACCAGCCCUACUGGCAGCCCAGGAGGCUCUGGACACUCUGAAUAAGAACAACCUGACAGAGCUGAAGUCCUUUGGGUCCCCCCCGGACGCCGUGGUCAACGUCACCGCCGCCGUCAUGAUUCUGACCGCACCUGGGGGCAAGAUCCCCAAGGACAAGAGCUGGAAGGCGGCCAAGAUCAUGAUGGGCAAGGUGGACACCUUCCUAGACUCCCUGAAGAAGUUCGACAAGGAGCACAUCCCUGAGGCCUGCCUGAAGGCCUUCAAGCCCUACCAAGGCAACCCGACGUUCGACCCCGAGUUCAUCCGCUCCAAGUCCACAGCCGCCGCCGGCCUCUGCUCCUGGUGCAUCAACAUCGUCCGCUUCUACGAGGUCUACUGCGACGUGGCGCCCAAGAGGCAGGCCUUGGAGGAGGCUAAUGCAGAGCUGGCAGAGGCGCAAGAGAAGCUGUCCCGGAUCAAAAACAAGAUUGCCGAACUUAACGCCAACCUGAGCAACCUAACCUCAGCGUUUGAAAAAGCAACAGCUGAGAAAAUCAAGUGUCAGCAAGAGGCCGAUGCCACGAACAGGGUGAUCUUACUGGCGAACAGGCUGGUGGGGGGAUUAGCAUCGGAAAACGUCCGCUGGGCUGAGUCUGUGGAGAACUUCAGGAGCCAGGGGGUCACGCUGUGUGGGGACGUCCUGCUCAUCUCUGCCUUCGUGUCCUAUGUGGGCUACUUCACCAAGAAAUACCGGAAUGAGCUGAUGGAGAAAUUCUGGAUCCCUUACAUACAUAACUUAAAGGUCCCCAUCCCGAUCACAAAUGGCCUGGAUCCCUUGAGCCUGCUGACAGAUGAUGCGGACGUGGCCACCUGGAACAACCAGGGCCUCCCCAGCGACCGCAUGUCCACCGAGAAUGCCACCAUCCUGUGCAACACCGAGCGGUGGCCGCUGAUUGUGGACGCCCAGCUCCAAGGAAUCAAGUGGAUCAAAAACAAAUACAGCAGUGAACUGAAAGCCAUCCGCCUGGGACAGAAGAGCUACCUGGAUGUCAUCGAGCAGGCCAUCUCGGAAGGGGACACCUUGCUCAUUGAGAACAUUGGCGAAACCGUGGACCCCGUGCUGGACCCUCUACUGGGCAGGAACACAAUUAAAAAGGGAAAGUACAUUAAGAUUGGUGACAAGGAGGUGGAGUACCACCCCAAGUUCCGCCUGAUCCUGCACACCAAGUACUUCAACCCACACUACAAGCCAGAGAUGCAGGCUCAGUGCACCCUCAUCAACUUCCUGGUCACCAGGGAUGGACUCGAGGACCAACUCUUGGCCGCUGUGGUGGCCAAAGAGCGCCCAGAUCUAGAACAGCUGAAGGCAAACCUCACUAAGUCUCAAAACGAAUUUAAGAUUACUCUGAAAGAGCUGGAAGAUUCGCUCCUGGCCCGUCUGUCGGCUGCGUCGGGGAACUUUCUGGGAGACACAGCUUUGGUGGAGAAUCUGGAGACCACCAAGCACACAGCCAGCGAGAUCGAGGAGAAGGUGGUAGAGGCAAAAAUCACAGAAGUUAAAAUCAACGAGGCGAGAGAGAACUACCGCCCAGCUGCGGAGCGGGCAUCUCUGCUCUACUUCAUACUGAACGACCUCAACAAAAUCAACCCCAUCUACCAGUUCUCCCUCAAGGCCUUCAACGUGGUGUUUGAGAAAGCCAUCCAGAGGACCACCCCUGCCAGUGAGGUGAAGCAGCGGGUGAUCAACCUGACAGACGAGAUCACCUAUUCCGUCUACAUGUACACGGCCCGGGGACUCUUCGAGAGGGACAAACUCAUUUUCUUGGCACAAGUUACAUUUCAGGUCCUGUCCAUGAAGAAGGAGCUGAACCCAGUGGAGCUGGAUUUCCUCCUGCGGUUCCCUUUUAAGGCCGGGGUGGUCUCACCAGUGGACUUCCUGCAGCACCAAGGCUGGGGCGGGAUCAAGGCCCUCUCAGAGAUGGAUGAGUUCAAAAACCUGGACAGUGACAUCGAAGGAUCUGCCAAGCGCUGGAAAAAACUGGUGGAGUCGGAAGCCCCCGAGAAGGAGAUCUUCCCCAAGGAGUGGAAGAACAAGACCGCCCUGCAGAAGCUAUGCAUGGUGCGCUGCAUGCGGCCGGACCGCAUGACCUAUGCCGUCAAGAACUUCGUGGAGGAAAAGAUGGGCAGCAAGUUCGUGGAAGGCCGGAGUGUUGAGUUUUCUAAGUCCUACGAGGAGAGCAGCCCCUCCACGCCAAUAUUCUUCAUCCUCUCCCCCGGGGUGGACCCCUUGAAAGACGUGGAAGCCCUGGGAAAAAAACUAGGGUUUACCAUAGACAAUGGAAAACUCCAUAAUGUGUCCCUGGGGCAGGGACAAGAAGUGGUGGCUGAGGACGCUCUGGAUGUGGCUGCAGAGAAAGGACACUGGGUCAUUCUGCAGAACAUCCACCUGGUGGCCCGGUGGCUGGGGACGCUGGACAAGAAGCUGGAGCGCUACAGCACGGGUAGCCAUGAGGAUUACCGGGUGUUCAUCAGCGCGGAGCCUGCCCCCAGCCCCGAGACCCACAUCAUCCCCCAGGGCAUCCUGGAGAAUGCCAUCAAGAUCACCAACGAACCCCCCACGGGCAUGCAUGCCAACCUGCACAAGGCCCUGGACCUGUUCACCCAGGACACCCUGGAGAUGUGCACCAAGGAGAUGGAGUUCAAGUGCAUCCUCUGCCUGUGCUACUUCCACGCAGUGGUGGCAGAGAGGCGCAAGUUCGGCGCCCAGGGCUGGAACCGGUCAACCCCUUCAACAACGGGGACCCUCACCAUCUCCAUCAACGUGCUCUACAACUACCUGGAGGCCAACCCCAAGAAUCCUGGCACCCAGGGUGUGAGCUGGGACUUGGUGGGGAGGAACAAGCAGGCUUCCUGGGCUGCAGGCCUCACCAUUGCUCUGUCAGUGUCUGGAGAGAACCCAGGUUUGGAGCAGGACGGGCAGAAAACCUCCCUGGAUAGAAGGGAGUACUGUGUCCAUUAUGAGAAUGCAUAA
Rhinopithecus roxellana (golden snub-nosed monkey) is the source of this 3656-nucleotide messenger RNA. RefSeq names its product dynein heavy chain 17, axonemal-like. The record is from RefSeq and is a predicted model, not a curated record. Gene Ontology annotation, molecular function: dynein light intermediate chain binding; dynein intermediate chain binding; minus-end-directed microtubule motor activity. Gene Ontology annotation, biological process: microtubule-based movement. Gene Ontology annotation, cellular component: dynein complex. Lineage: Eukaryota; Metazoa; Chordata; Mammalia; Primates; Cercopithecidae.